CAGAAGGAGUGUCCAGGAUGGAAGCAGCGGCUUGGCAGCUGAUCUUCCAACGCCUUCCAAUUUCAGAUAUCAUCUCCUGUUGUAAAGCCUGUACCACUCUUGCCAGUGCUACACAUGCCUUUGUGUGUCGGCGGCAGUCUGAUGCAGCGGAAGGAAGAGAAGGAUCCACUGUUCCAUAUGAGAACUGUGUGGACAACGAGCCUUAUGCUGACAUCGAGUAUGUAAGUGAGAAUGUGUUGUCGAGUGGUGUCAGGAUUAGAGAAGCAUACACUCCAAUCACAGCAGAACAGUGCGACUGCAUUGAAUCUCAUGAAGAUUCUGGAGUGGUGCAGUCAGAGUCAGUGGAAGUAAGUAGAUAUCACUUGGGGGAAGAGGACUUGCUGAACAAUAACCAAGUAAGCUUGCAGGUGUGCCGUCCAGGGCUUUGUUCCUGUGGAAUUGACCUCCGGAAUGAGGCUGCUUAUGACGAUGAUGGGCGCUUGCUCUCUCUGCUGGCGCCCCAGCUGAAUCUUGUUUCCCCUAACAUCUUGCGACACGGUAAUUUAGUGCCACCGUCAAGCUUACAUCUGACGUCACCAGAAUUUGGCUCGGGGUUGCAAACUAGAAAGAACAAUGAAGUAGAUGAGCCGGUUUUGGAACCGAGCGCUUUGUGCUCUCUCAGCAUGGAACCUCCUGAAAAAAAGCGGAAAAUUAUCAAGGACAGGGCAAGUGUACCUAAGAAGAAUCUAAUGAAGGUAUUGUUAGUAAGAGGCCAGCCCACGGUAGAAACAAACAGUAGCAGAUCCCCCAAAAAGACUAAAGAAAGUGAGCAUGCUGUGAAGACUAUGGCCAGUGAGGGUCAGUCACUUGUUGUGUUUGAAUGCGGCCCGGCCUGUCGUUGUGGCGCGGAAUGCAGCAACCGGGUAACGCAGAGGGGAAUUGCUGCGAGAGUGAAAGUCGUCAGGCAUCGGCAGAAGGGAUGGUGCCUUCACGCUGCUGAGGACAUCAGGCGGGGGGCAUUCGUCUGCCAGUAUGCUGGCGAGCUGCUUACAAACGCAGAAGCCAAUCGUCGCCACCUCAUCUACGACUGUCCGGAGUACCAUUCCUCAGGCCGCCCUCCACCUGCUCUCUUGGUCGUCCGAGAACAUUUACCUUCUAAAACGGCCUCCCUCCGACUGAACAUCGACGCCACUCACUUCGGAAACGUCGCUCGUUUUGUUAACCACUCGUGUGACGGAGGGAACGCCACCCGAGUGCUUGUGCGGCAGACGGGCUGGCCUCUGCCCCACGUGGCUCUGUUUGCGAAUCGUGAGAUCCUGGCAGGGGAGGAGAUCACGAUGAGCUACGGGGAGGUCAAGGCUGAUGAGAGCACGUUGCAGACUGCGCCGCCAUGCUAUUGUGGCUCGUCGAACUGCAUAGGGCUGAUGCCAAGAGAUGUGGCCUAACAAAUAGAUGCAACCAUUGCACGUAUUCUUUACAGUCUUGGGCUACAGAAUUUCUUCGUCGAGAUCAAUUCAAAGUUUAGCUUGUCCAUUUUGAACUUGUUGUAGGCUCCGAGCUCACGAGAUACUGUGUGUUCAUUUCAUGGUACUUCUGGAUCG
Messenger RNA from Klebsormidium nitens, 1580 nucleotides. NCBI's taxonomy places the organism in Eukaryota, Viridiplantae, Streptophyta, Klebsormidiophyceae, Klebsormidiales, Klebsormidiaceae. The record is from the annotation of a GenBank genome assembly.